Cyclocybe aegerita is the source of this 1443-nucleotide messenger RNA. The record is from the annotation of a GenBank genome assembly. NCBI's taxonomy places the organism in Eukaryota, Fungi, Basidiomycota, Agaricomycetes, Agaricales, Hemipholiotaceae.
AUGAUCCAGAGGACAGAUAUCAGACCGACCAGUUCCGCCGUAACGUCGCCCCGCCAGGAUGGCCCUGAAGUUUGGGGUCAAUGGGCUGGCAGAAGACAUUACUCUCUAGAAGUGGUCCAGCACCCACUUCGCGCCCGAAUGUGCGGUUUCGGUGAUAAAGAUCGGCGACCGCUUGCCCCAGCGGCAGUGACAAAGAUGAUCAUCAGACGAGACGAUGACUCCAUCGUAGACGUCGACGAGGUAGACUGUUCUUUUUUCCUCGUCACCGUAGAUUUGUGGUCGGCAGAUGGAAAGCACGAGAUGAACCUCGUCCUUCAUCCUUCUUCUGCCGAUCGGUACGCUCCAACGAAUUCAUCGUCAAAGACAAGACGCCGAGGUGCGAGCGCCUCCACUCCAGCUCGUCCAUCUGGAAAUCAGACGCCAGCAGGCCGCAAUUCCCCACCACCUGGAUACCGCGCAGGCGACCAGACUGGCAAUUCUACUCCUUCUCUUAGUGCUCAUGCUCCUUACCCUAACCAAGGGUAUUUUGCGCCUCAGCCUGCUCCCGGUUCAGAAAACAUAGCCUACCCGCAAGCUCCGCCAUACGGCCCUCCGCCUCCCGAUCCUUCUUCUACUUGGGGUUAUCCACCCCCGCCUGUCGAUCGCACCGCCAGCUUCCCUCCUCCCAUCCUGCCCUCCAUCCACUCCUUCGGCCGAACGUCCUCGACCUCCUCAGACACCUGGCAGUCGGAAGAACCCGCCGGGAUUCUGCCCUACCGUGCUUGGAACACAGACGCCGCUUACCCACCGGUAGACAGCUAUCCCAAUAGCCAGCAACAUCUGGACCCGGCUUUGCGGACGCCUUCUGGUUCGACUGACACCCGCGACGGCGGCUGGUCGCAGCAGCCCGGUGGCUACAGCUCAACCGCCGAUGGUGAUCAAGGUGCCUAUGCACAAAACCCGUACCACCAUCAGCCAACGUACACGCAGUACCCUCAACCAGUUCCGGGUUCUCCUGGGCCGUCGCACGCACCGGCAGCUCCCUCCUCGCCGUUGCCUCGACACACCUAUACGCGUACGCUAGUCGGGCCUUUGUCUGCGAAUGCAUGCCGUUUGCUAGAUGAGCAUCGCAAACCGGGCAUCUUCUUCCUAUUCCAAGACCUAUCUGUUCGCACUGAAGGAACAUUCCGGCUUAGAAUGCGCCUCAUGAAUGUUGGAGCACCACCUGCCCCGGAGAACGGAGCGACACGGGUCCAUAAUGACGUCUCUCCAGUGCUUGCCCAGACAUUCACUGACCCGUUCACCGUAUUCUCCGCCAAACGAUUCCCUGGUGUGCCAGAUACCACCGCCCUAUCCAUUGCGUUUGGCAACCAAGGUCAAAAACUUCCUCUGCGCAAUCGCCAUGGCUCGAGUAAGCGGCGACGACGGGGCGGCUCGGAGUCGGACGAAGACUCUGACGCAUAG